This is a messenger RNA of Quercus lobata, 1377 nucleotides long. Its product is annotated as aspartic proteinase CDR1-like. Gene Ontology annotation, cellular component: extracellular region. Bases 1 to 1377 code for a protein of 458 amino acids. The record is from RefSeq and is a predicted model, not a curated record. Gene Ontology annotation, molecular function: RNA-DNA hybrid ribonuclease activity; nucleic acid binding. The transcript has 2 exons. Lineage: Eukaryota; Viridiplantae; Streptophyta; Magnoliopsida; Fagales; Fagaceae.
AUGGCUGCUGCUUUGAGAUUAAACCCUUUAGCAGUAAUACUGGUAUUUUCAUUCACAGAAGCCACUAACAGUAGUGGUUUCACUGUUGAUCUCAUACAUCGUGAUUCGACACUAUCUCCGUAUUACAAUGCCAAUGCCUCUCACACCCAUUUUGAUCGCUUGUAUAAUGCUUUUGCUCGUUCCAUUUCAUGGGCUAAUCGUUUCAAGGCAAGCUUACAAUCUCGCAAUUCAAACCAAUCAAACGUAACAGCUAGUAACUCAGGAGAAUACCUCAUGAAUGUUUCCCUUGGAGUGCUUGGCCUUGCGGAUACAGGUGGUGAUCUAACAUGGACACAAUGUAAGCCAUGUAUAAAAUGUUACAAGCAAGACCCUCCUCUCUUCGAUCCUCAGCAUUCUUCAACAUAUUGUAACGUUUCCUGCAAGUCAAAGUCUCGCAUAAAUUUGGAUAGAAAAGCUGUUUUAUGUGGUGAACGAAACAUUUGCUUCUAUAAUUAUACCUAUGGAGACAAUUCAUACACUAGUGGUGAUCUUGGUGUUGAAACCUUAACAUUUGGCUCGACUACUGGCCAUCGGGUCAAAAUACCAAAGAUUUUUUUCGAUUGCAGCAACAAUAAUGAGGGUAUAUUUGAUGAGGAAAGCUCUGGCAUAAUUGGCCUAGGAGGUGGCCCUCUUUCUCUAGUCUCUCAACUAAACAAGUACAUUGGUGGAAAAUUUUCUUAUUGUUUAGUUCCCACAACUUCAAAUGUUUCAAUCAAGAUUAACUUUGGUUCCAAUGGCUUGGUUUCUGGCAAAGGAGUGGUUUCAACACCCUUAGUUGCAAAAAAGCCUUCCACAUAUUAUUACGUUACUCUAGACGGGAUUAGUAUUGGGAACACAACGUUUGCCUAUAGAGCUUCUUCCAAGGCCAGUGUUAAUAAUGUGGGUAAAAUGAUUAUUGACUCGGGCACAACUUACACCUUUCCUCCACCUGAGUUUCAUAAAGAUUUGGUAUUGGCCUUAUUGAAAACUAUUCAUGCUAAACGUGUUAAAGACCCAAAGGGUGUUCUUAGUCCUUGUUUUAGGUCCAAAGGUGACCUUGAUAUCCCAAUUAUCACAGCUCAUUUUACUGGUGCUAAUGUAAAGUUGAAGCCAAUCAAUACGUUUGCUAGAAUGAAUGAUGAUUUGGAUACAACCUCGAAGUGCACCCAGAGGGAGAAUAUUAAAGCAAAUUUCAAUGGUGCUGUCUUCAAGGAGUCCGGCAAGGCGGGGAUUGGGGUUGUACUAAGGGACUCAAGUGGGCAGCCUAUUGCAGUGCUUAGUGCAAGCAUCCCAUUGCCAUCAACGGUGGAGGAAGUUGAAUUCUUGGCCGCCAGGCAAGCGUUGCUGUUAGCAUCAUAA